Molecule: messenger RNA, 1785 nt
Organism: Gregarina niphandrodes
Lineage: Eukaryota; Apicomplexa; Conoidasida; Eugregarinorida; Gregarinidae
Exons: 3
Coding region: 1-1785 (594 amino acids)
Source: RefSeq, a predicted model, not a curated record
AUGCGUAGCAGCAAAGCUGAACAGACCAAGUUGAAUGCAAUAGUGCUUAUGGCGGGUUUAUCUCUGUUGCGAGCUUUAAUUGGUAUUGGGAAUACGAAGGAGCAUGAGAAUGAUCAAAUAAGUGCAAAUGGAUAUGCCUUUGCGUUGCUAGGACCUAAUGACUGGAAUUCAUGUGAGGAUGAGUUAUGGGAUUCUGUCGUUCCGCUUCAGGGGUUAUACGGUCCUUUUUGGUCUUGGGCGAAAGAUAUUCUUCUCAAUGAUUGGGAUCAUAUGAUCCCUAAAAAAGUUUAUGAGGAAUGGAACCGACAAGGUGGUUCUCGAACAGUUGCCGCUCUUGCCCGUGCUGCUGCUAGGAUUGGACCAAAGAUGAUACCUACACUAUCAUAUUACUUACCUAGCACGGAAGAUGAAACGGAAAGCGUAUCGUUCACUGAAGAAUUGUUCGACAUAGUAGCGAAGCGCCAGGAUCAAUCGUGGUCGGAUUUUCUUCAAUUUGCAGACCAGUUUAAAGACGCGUUGUUCUUCGGACUGCGAGACCUUCUUCUUGAUCGACAGAAUAAUUAUGCGGGUGAUACCUGCCCGGCAGAUGGUACUACAGAUGGUACUAUAGAUGGUACUAUAGAUGGUACUAUAGAUGGUACUACAGAUGGUACUAUAGAUGGUACUACAGAUGGUACUAUAGAUGGUACGGGAAUACAAACGAAGACAUGGCGGGAAGUAAAGGAGCGUCUCCUCUACUAUGUUUGCAAUCACGCAAGAGCAACCAAUCAGUCCGGCAAGGUGGACAGCAUUCCGGACGGGAUUGUUCGAUGGUCUGGACUCAUAUCCCGGGCCCGGGGCUGUGUCGGAUUUUGGAAGCGAAUGGCUGCGCUGAAAUAUGGGGAUGUCAUUUCAAUACUGCCAACUAUAAAUCGAGAACAAUGUAGCAAUAAAGUUUGGUCAAAUCGAAUCUCACAUCUCCCGUGUUACUCAGCCCGUUUGUACAAUUCGGCGCCGGGUGCUAAUUCGUCUCUGUUCCGCUAUGCCACUACUUACGCAAAAGCGAUUUGGGAAUUUUUCGGAGAGGAAGCCAAUCAGCUUAAGCCCCAAAAUAAAGAAGUAGAUGACCUUGUAGAUGAAAUUGCUGAGAGAGAGCCGGAUUGCAAUAAAAUCCUGCUAACCAAGAUGCUCAUUAACUACUUGUUAAAGCACUGGAUGCCGCCAUCAAACGCAGUGUCGUCAAAAAUUGUGUGGUCAGAGUCUGAUAAAAUUACCGGGGAUCGUGAAGCGAGGACCGGGGAUCGUGAAGCGAGGACCGGGGAUCGUGAAGCGAGGACCGGGGAUCGUGAAGCAAGGACCGGGGAUCGUGAAGCGAGGUCUUUUAAGAAUGGUGCGCAGAUUCGUAUUAAGAAGUUAUCCGUUGAUGCGAUGUCUGAGGUGCUGGAGUCAGGUGUUGUUCCGGAAGAUAUAAGUGUGUUGGGGGUACCGUUUGUCAUUUCAAGAAACUCUCAGGCGCCGUCGCUUCAUCUAGGCCCAUUGAUGUGGGCUUAUGAUAUCCUAAAAAUGAAGUCACCAAUUUUCGCGCGUGGUCCGACGAUGCGAUUGAACGCCAGAUUCAUUCAAAUGAAACUGAACGACGCCAGCUCUGUUUGCCAACUUAUGACGAAAUUUGGCGACUCUCUGGAACUAUGUGGGCCAAUAGCCUUCUCCAGACAUGUUGGAAAAAGGCCAAGCGGACAGUUCUUAGGGGGGAACCAAGGUGGUGCUGAUAGCAAACAACUUUUACAACUAACUAGUAAUGAAUAA